This is a messenger RNA of Rhincodon typus (whale shark), 1400 nucleotides long. It is a transcript of the gene sugt1, whose product is annotated as SGT1 homolog, MIS12 kinetochore complex assembly cochaperone. Gene Ontology annotation, biological process: protein stabilization. The transcript is spliced from 13 exons. The record is from RefSeq and is a predicted model, not a curated record. Gene Ontology annotation, molecular function: protein-folding chaperone binding. Lineage: Eukaryota; Metazoa; Chordata; Chondrichthyes; Orectolobiformes; Rhincodontidae. Bases 1 to 1161 code for a protein of 386 amino acids.
AUGGCCACUCUGCAAUACGUACAACGAGAUAGGGUCCGUAAAGCACCAUGCAUGCUGGCCACAUCGUCUACAACUAGAAAGAAUAACGCAUUAAAGGAAAAGAAAUGUAUUGUUUCAGUGAGGUUGCUAAGUUACACUGUUUAUGACCCAUACUUUGCUUUAUUCUUCCAGGAGCUCACUGCUGCAGUAGAACAGGAUUUGGACAAAGCAGAAUAUUACUGUCAAAGAGCCUAUGCACACAUAUUGCUUAAGAAUUACAAAGAGGUUGUGGAAGAUGCCAACAAAGCCCUCAAAUUGAAACCCAACUGUGCUUUAGCAUAUCUCAGAAAAGGAAUUGCGGAGUAUCACUUAAAAAUGUAUCAGUCAUCAAUGGAGUCCUUUAGAAGAGGGCAGGAAUUAGAUGGUGACAAUCCCAGUUUUAGCACUUGGAUCAAAACUUGUGAAGAAACACUGAAAUCUGCUGUGAGUUCUGAAGAAGUGUCAAUGGACUUGAAACAUCAACUCUGCAUCCUCUCCACAGCAGCAGGCCAGCAAGAUGGAAAAGCUGAAGAGAUAUGUACACAACAGAAGGCAGUACCAAAAGUAAAACAUGAUUGGUAUCAGACAGAUUCUCAUGUUAUCAUCACAAUAAUGAUCAAGAAUGCAAGCAAAGAUGCUGUGAACGUCGAGUUUUCAGAAAGAAGUGUGAGUGCAACAGUGAAGCUUUCACCAGAAAAUGAUUACAAUUUGAAACUCAGCCUUCUGCAUCCCAUAGUACCUCAGUAUUGCACAGUCAAAGUGCUUGGAACAAAGAUUGAAAUAAAGCUGAAGAAAACUGAAGCCAUUCGUUGGGAAAAGCUGGAAGGCUUUGUCCCAGAUGUAAAGCAUUUUGUGCCAGUACAGCCACAACGGUAUCCAUCCUCAUCUCACUGCACGAAGAAUUGGGAUAAACUCGUAAUGGAAAUUAAACAAGAGGAAAAUGAUGAGAAACCUGAGGGAGAUGCUGCUCUAAACCAGCUCUUUCAGAAAAUCUAUGCUGAUGGGUCUGAUGAAGUGAAGCGUGCUAUGAACAAGUCAUUUACUGAAUCUGGAGGCACGGUUCUGAGCACAAAUUGGUCUGAGGUGGGCAAAAAAACAGUGGCUGUGAAUCCUCCAGAUGACAUGGAAUGGAAGAAACUUUAGUAUAAAUUUAGUACUGUGUUUUCCAUCACAAAUUCAACUGUAAAAGCAGCUUAUGAACUUUUUCUUCUGUUCCAACUGAUUAUGUACUAGACUAUGCCUUAGCCUUGGGUAACCUUUUGCAUGGAUUUGAUGCAUUCUUUUGUCUGACAUCUAAUGUUCAGAUAUUUUCCCCAAUUUAACAUUUUAAUUUUCAAGUGUCAGCAGUUUCCACCCAUGAAAUAAAUUGGUAUCCAUACAUA